CAAUGCAAAUAUAUUCUUACAUUCAUAAAGAGAUAAGACCCUCACAUGAUUUUUGCCUAGUAAAAAUUGUAUUAGAAAAAGUGUGUUAAAUAGUGAGUUGGUAGUAUUUCUUAAGGCUGUGUUUGGAAACUUAGGAUUUAUUUCAAACAUGCUGCUACAAAUUCCAAAAAGUUUGGAAACUUUGGCUUUAUUUUGAAUGCAUUGGAUGUACUCGCGGAACACAUAUAAGAGCUAGCACCGAAAUGUAUGCUUUUUGUCGAUGAUAUAAUUUUACUUGGAGAGUCGAAAGAGGAUUUAAAUGAGAGGUUGGAGACGAGCUUUAGAAACGGUUGGACUUUCCGCCUUAAUUGCGGUCUGCCCCUAGUCGCCUUAAUUGCGGCAUUUGGCUUGCCUCAUCGCAGCCCCCAACACCUUCAUUGUGUUGACUUUGAAGGGAUGAAUUUAGUCUCACAUUGCUUAGAGAUAUGACAUGUGUUGUGUUUAUAAGUGGGGGCAAUCCUCACCGUACAAGCCGGUUUUGUAGGGAGGAGUUAGGCCUAAUCCAAAUUCUGAGAGAAACGCAUGAUUUUCACCUAAGCAGAAAGGGGUGGCAAAACGGGCUCGGCCCGCAGGCCAUGCCCGUUUUACCCGUCAUUUUUGGCGGGUCGGGCCAAGGAUUUAGGCCCUCACCCUCAAAUGUGUCCGCCCCGCCCCGCCCCGUUUUUUUCGCGGGCUUUUGCGGGCACGUGUAUUUACAUAAAUUUUUGUAUUUUUAGGCUUAAAGAGUGCAGUGCCCGCGGGCUUUCCCCGCACCGCCCUCACUUUUUUGCGGGGCGGGUCUAAGUUUUAGGCCCACAUCCUCAACUAUGACCGCCCCGCCCCGCCCCGUUUUUUUGCGGGCUUUUGCGGGGCGGGCCUAAACGGGGCGGGCAUGCCCGUUGCCACCCCUAAGCAGAACUAAGACGGAGUGAGCGGAACGUAAGUUCAACAUUAGAAGAAGCGUUUCUAACCUAGUGGUGAAAGUUGGAGACCAUAUCAUCCCUCAAGUCACAUGAUUUAAAUAUCUUGAAUUUGUAAUACAAAAUGAUCGAGAAAUAAAAGGGGAUGUAAACCAUCGAAUUCAAGUUGGGUGACUGAAAUGGAAGAGGGUUUCAGGGGUUUUAUGUGACGCAAAGGUACCGCUCAAAUUGAAGGGAAAAUUUUAUCGAACUGUGGUAAGACAUGCGAUGUUGUGCGAAACAGAAUGUUGGGCGGCUAAGAAUCAAAACGAGAAUAAAGCAAGUGUAGCAGAGAUGAGGAUGUUGCGUUGAUGUGUGGUAAGACUAGACAGGAUAGGAUUAGAAAUGAGAAUAUUAGAGAGAGUGUUGGGGUAACAUCUAUAGUAGAGAAGAUUGUGGAAAAUAGACUUAGGUGGUUUGGACAUGUAGAGAAAAGACCGGUAGAUUUUAUAAUAAGGAGAGUAGAUUAGAUAAAGAGAAGUCGAACAAUUAGAGGAAGAUCUAGAAAUACUAUAAGAGAAGUUAUUAAGAAAGAUCUCGAGAUUAAAGAUAUAGAUAGAAAUAUGGUUCUAUAUAGAAUAUUAUGGCGAAAGAUGAUCCAUGUAAUCGAUUCUACUUAGUGGAAUAAAGCUGAGUUGUUGUUGUUUAUUUAACUCAAUCAAGCAAACUUGAUUUUGAAUGCGUUGUAUUCAACUCAGUCAAGUAAACUUGAUUUUGAAUGCAUUACUGUUCGUAACUGACAAAACCAAUCCAUUGCAUUUUCUACUCCUUUUUUUUUCAUUUCAAAAUUUCCAUAAUCCUACUUUCCACUGACUCAAUCAAGAGAACACCUGUACUUCAAUAUCAAUGCAACAAGGAUUGGAGUAGUGAUGAGGGGUUUGGAUUAUUUGUAUGAGAUCAUAGGUUCAAACCUCAUUGACACCACUGCAUACAAAAAAAAAUUUCCAUUUGCAGAUGAUACAGAACUGUCUGAUGUUCCUGCAGUUUCAAAUAUUAGGCAGGAUCUAACCGAGUGGCAGGAAAAACAUGCCAAUCUUGUUCUUUCUAGUGUCAAGGAGAUUUCAACAUUGAGGUAUGAGCUGUGUCCACGUGUUAUGAAAGAGAGGAAGUUUUGGAGAAUAUAUUUUAUACUUAUGAAUAAUCAUAUUGCACACUAUGAGAAUCGGUAUAUGGAAGAUACUAAACUAAAAUCAUCUGAACGAGUUAAAGAUCAAAUAGUGAUGAAACCAUUAGAAGUUGAAUUAACCUCUAAUCAAGAAGUCAAUGAAAUGAAAAAAGAGACCAAAACAUCAAAUUCAUCACGCCAUCAAGACUUGGAUGCAUUUCUUCUGGGAGAUACAGAAGACAGUGACGAUGACCCAGACACUCACAUGGAAUGGAAGCAAAAAAAAUUGCUUCUCGACAAACAUAUUGACUUGGAAAAUGACGAUGAUGGUGGAUUUGAUGAUGACUUAGACAAACUGGGAGAAAGUUCGGAAGAUGAGAAAGAAAAGGCAUAGAAGUUUGGUUGAAAUUAUUGAGUGACAUUAUUGAAAGUGGUUGCAACAUGCCUCAGAAUAUUCAUGAUGAAACAAGCCUUCUUAAUUUGUUUUUGUGUCACACAAAACGGUGCCUGACCUGUUCCAUGAUGAUGAUCACUUAAUUUAUUGCUUGUAUAACAGUGCGAUCCAACAUUCUCCACAUUCCGAUUAACCUUAAAGAUAACAUAUUGAAUGAAGUUAAAAUGUCUCCCACUUUCUCCCAAUUACCAUAUCUUUAUUCAAUUCUUAAUCAUGUGUUUCAACUUAUUA
Molecule: messenger RNA, 2767 nt
Organism: Lathyrus oleraceus (garden pea)
Lineage: Eukaryota; Viridiplantae; Streptophyta; Magnoliopsida; Fabales; Fabaceae
Exons: 7
Coding region: 1847-2476 (209 amino acids)
Source: RefSeq, a predicted model, not a curated record